UGUUUCUUGACCCUCAUGUGCAGAUAUGAUAAUGAUACCCAGCAUGCCUUUGUGGGAGAUUAUUCAGGUCAGAUCACUCUACUGAAACUGGAUGAACACUCGUGUUCGGUCAUCACCACGCUAAAGGGACAUGAAGGUAGUGUUGGAGCAUUGUACUGGGAUCCAGUUCACAGGUGGCUGUUUUCCGGAGCGUCUGAUCACAGUGUGAUCAUGUGGGAUAUCGGUGGCAGACAGGGACGCACAUUACUACUGCAGGGACACCAUGAGAAGGUCCAGGCGUUGCGGUAUCUGCCUCUGACCCGUCAGCUUGUGUCCUGCUCUGCUGAUGGAGGAAUAACCGUCUGGAACAUGGACACGACAAGACAAGAGGCUCCGCAGUGGCUGGAUAGCGAUUCCUGUCAGAAAUGUGAACAGCCGUUUUUCUGGAAUAUAAAGCAGAUGUGGGACACAAAGACAUUGGGGCUCCGACAGCAUCACUGCAGGAAGUGUGGGAAGGCGAUUUGUGGGAAAUGUAGUUCCAAGCGCUCGACGUACCCCAUCAUGGGCUUUGAGUUCCAGGUGCGCAUGUGUGACGACUGCUUCAACACCAUCAAAGAGGACGAUCGGACUCCUCUGGCUACGUUUCAUGAGGGGAAACACAGCAUCGCUCACAUGGACAUGGACCCCAACCGAGGACUGAUGGUCACGUGUGGCAGCGAUCGAGUGGUGAAGAUCUGGGACAUGACGCAGGUGGUGGGCAGCAGUGUAGCAGCAGGAUUCUCUCACCGCUGAUUCUGACAGCCCCGCCCACACUCUGCCAGCUGAUUUCUCAAGGAGUGUCGUCAUCAUGAAAACACUCACCUCCCCGUCAAAAGUGGACACUCCAACUAUGUCUAAAUGUAUGUGUGUGUAACGAGAAUGAUCCUUGAUUUGAUCAAUCUGACUGGACGUGAACUCAAGGUACUUCUAAAAGCACAAUAUUUGCGCUCUUUCUGUGUGUUUGUGGCUGAAGGUUUUUAUCUCUCUGUACGUACCACACAAACACAACACAUUUUUUUCCCCAUCCAACAUCCUGCUGCUUCUUUAUCCAUCCUUGUUUAGACAUUCCAUUUCUUGAAUUAGAAUGCCAGUACUUUCCAUAGUAACCACCAAUCAUGUUACCAUGGUAAUAAGUGUUCCGUAGCAACCAUAGAACUUUUUCAAACAAAAAAUUCCCUCCAAAAAAAAAUAAAUAAAUAAAUGAACAAACCAAGACCGUGAUGAGAAGUUCAAACUUUGAGACACAUGAGUUCAGAUCAGGUAGGUGAGGGUCAUUACAUGUAGCGUGAUCAAUGAUUCUGAUUAAACGGAUUAAGUUAGUAUGUGAUGUGUUCUAGUGUUCUGUUGUAAAACACUAUUUAUAGCAUUAAUCGUCAUUUAUUUAGAGACAAAUCAAAGCCAUGGUUUGCCAAAUAUGGUAAUAGUCAACAUUUACUAGUUAUUAAAUCUAUACUGCCAGCUUUAUUCUGUGAAACAGAAACUGAAAUGUUUAGCAGAAUGUUAACGCUGCUCUUUCCAUACAAUGGAAAUUAAUGAGAGUAAGAGCUCCAGAAAGGUUUAUAAAAUGAGCCUUGCUGUCUGUAUACGAUCUGCGAUUACUUCCAUAAUCGAGAAAUAAUAAGAACAAACAUUUAUAGUAGCAUUUAUGACAAUAUUAAAACAAUUGUUCACCCAAAAUUGACAUUUUAUUUAGUGUUUCCUAAAUGUUACUUGGUUCUAGGUGUUUUUUUUUUCUACUGAUGCUUUAAAUAAUUGACAUAAAUUGACAGCAAUAGUAGAAAAAAAUCAUAUUAUGGUAGUCGAUGGCUACAGGUAUUCUACAUUUUACAAAAUAGCUUCUUUUGUGUUCAACAAAAGAGAAAAAUGUUCACCCGAAUAUCAAAAAAAUAAAUAAAAAAUUGAAGGGAUUUCAACCAAAAAAUGACUCUCCCUUGUGUGGUUUCAAACCUUUGAGGUUCUUUCUUCUGUCAAAUGCAAAAUAAGAUAUUUAGAAAAAUGUUUGUAGCCUUACUAUAGAAGUCAAUGGCUACCCCUUUCCAACAUUCUUCAAAAUACCUUCUUUUGUGUUCAACCAAAGAGAGAAAUUCAAACCGGUUUGGAAGAAAUCUAGGAUAAGUUAAAGCUGUCAGAAUUUUCUUUUUUGGGUGAACUACCCCUUUAAGGAUAUUGAUUCCUGACACAAAGCUGGGUUUUCCCUCCAAAAUGAAAAUGGUCAUCAUUUACUCCAUAUUAGAGCAAUUGUUCACCCAAAAAUGACAUUUUAUUUAGUGUUUCAUAAUCUCACGUGGUUCCAGGAGUUUUUUUUUCUGCUGUUGCCUUUAAUAAUUGACAUAAAUUGAAAGCCAUAGUAGGACAAAAAACAUAUUAUGGUAAUCAAUGGCUACAGGUUUUCUACAUUUUACAAAAUAGCUUCUUUUGUUUUCAACAAAAGAGAGAAAUGUUCACCUGAACGUUUCAUAAAGACAUCAAAAUUGUUGAGGUAUUUCACCCAAAGAAUUACCCUCCCUUCUGUGGUUUCAAACAUUUAUGAGACUCUUUCUUCUGUUAAAUGCAAAAGAGGAUAUUUAGAAAAAUGUUGGUAGCCUUAAUUGGAUGUCAGUGGUUACCCCUUUUCCAACAUUCUUCAAAAUACCUCAAAAGAGAGAAAUUCAAACAGGUUUGGAAGAAAUCUAGGAUAAGUUAAAGCUGGCAGAAUUGUCUUUUUUGGGUGAACUACCCCUUUAAAGAUAUUGGUUCCUGACUCAAAGCUGGGUUUUUCCCUUCAAAAUGAAAAUGGUCAUCAUUUUCUCACCCUUGUUUUCUUCCAGCUCCAGAAGUUAUUUAACAUUAAAACACAAAUGAGGAUAUUUUAAACAAACUAGAGAGAUUUUCUGUCACUAUUUUUAGAAAUGUCCAAAUUUUUCAUUAAGAAAUCAAAAUGAAAGGCGAUUUCACCUGAAAGAUUACUCUCCCUUGUGUGGUUUCAAACUUUUAUAAGAUUCUUUCUUCUGUUGAAUGCAAAAGAAGAUAAUUAGAAAAAUGUUGGUAGCCUUACUAUGGAGUCAGUGGCUACCUCUUUACAACAUUCUUCAAAAAAACUACUUUUCUGUUCAACAGAAUAAACACAAACAGGUUUUAAACAAGUGAGGGAGAGUAAAUUAAUUGUUGUUAAAUUAGCAAAUUUCAUUAUGAGGUGAAAUAACACCUUUGAAUACUUUAAAUUAAUAAAAAUACCCCAGAAUUAUACUCUUAAGUGGUUCAAAACUUAUGAGUUUCCUCAUCCUGUUGAGCACAAGAGAAUAUAUUUUGACUGAAGAAUGUUGAAACUUAUAGCCAUUGACUUCCAUUGUAAGAAAAAAUACAAUGGAUUGAAAUGGCUGCCAACAUUCUUUCAAAUAACUUAACUUUGUGUUCAACAGAAGCAAGAAACUCAGGUUUGAAAACAGUUGGAAGGUUAUUAAAUGGCGACAAAAUGCACAUUUUUGGGUGAACUAUCCCUUUAAUGAUUAUUAAUGUUUUGGUGAGUAAAUUAUGACAGCAUUAAUAUUGACAUCACAUCUCUGCAAUGUUUAUAGGCUAAUAAUAAUUAUAUUUAAACAUAUGGCUUCGUUUUCAAACUGUGGCGCUGUAACGGCUCUUAUGUUUUAAAUUUUAAAUUAACGUACAACUCUAACGAACGUCACGCUGACCAGCUAGAGGAGUUGCUAUUGUUUACAGAAAUUAUAGCGCUGUUCAUCUCACUUACCUUCGACAUUUCUAUGGUCUGAUUUUCUCUCUUCAUCUCUCAGCCUCGUCUCCUUGCACUGAAUUACACGGAUUGUGUGUGUGUUCGCGAUCUGAGGUACAAAAACAGCGAUUGUGUGAGUGUUUGCUAAUGUCUGCCUGUAUAAAGCGCUAGCUUCACAAUCUCCGUUUUGAUAUAACGUCUCAUUAUGCGCUUUGUUAAUAAAUUCGUGCUCUGUUUUGUUUUCGUUUGGCUUCAUGUGAACUUUAAGGAUAUGAAUGUAAGUUGUUGGAACACCGGUGUCAGAGAAAGCAUAUUUUGUACUUGACAUCGUGGUUUUUGUGUGUGACUGACUGUAAUUUCUAACGUUAUGAGAACUGAGGGAGUUUCGGUUUGUUAGUUUUCUUGACGAUAAAAACGCGCGAGUCAGUGGUGAAUCUCCUAAAAUAUGUAUAUUAAUUACCAUCUGCUUUACUGAAAUUGACACUUCAGGGAUUCCCAUCGUUUGCUGAGUUUAACCACCAUGUAAAAUCACAAACUUAUCUCUCUUCGGAUGUUGAAAGCAUUGUAAAGCUUGUCGCGCUGAUCAAACUGUAAAUAACUCUAAAUGACUUUGAGAUCUGAUUUUCUAUGCUCUUUUUUUCUUUCUAAUUCUUACUUUUACUUCAGUAGUUGAGUAAUGAAAUGUUAUUCUCUCUAUAUAUCGAGCUGCAAUGCUCAAACAUCUGUAUUUUUCAUACGAAAAUCACUAAUAUGAAAACUGACGCAAGUCUUAAUGCUGACUGAUAGUUUCAGCCCAGAGAUUGAGCUAAAUAUUACAAAUAAUAAAGUUCUAAGGUGUAUCUCA
This is a messenger RNA of Danio aesculapii, 4568 nucleotides long. Its product is annotated as WD repeat and FYVE domain-containing protein 1-like. The transcript is spliced from 7 exons. Gene Ontology annotation, molecular function: protein binding; metal ion binding. The record is from RefSeq and is a predicted model, not a curated record. Bases 16 to 771 code for a protein of 251 amino acids. NCBI's taxonomy places the organism in Eukaryota, Metazoa, Chordata, Actinopteri, Cypriniformes, Danionidae.